Molecule: messenger RNA, 1002 nt
Organism: Trematosphaeria pertusa
Lineage: Eukaryota; Fungi; Ascomycota; Dothideomycetes; Pleosporales; Trematosphaeriaceae
Exons: 2
Coding region: 1-1002 (333 amino acids)
Source: RefSeq, a predicted model, not a curated record
AUGGGUGGCUCCAUUAUGGACAGUCACGGUUCAAACGGCGAUGCGGCAGGCGGCAACGACUUGCGGAUUGCGAUCCAAGGCCUGCAAGAGAAGAUUGUAACUCUCCAAGAAUCUUUCCGUUGGGAGGUGAAUACGCAGCGGCGUAUCAACGAUGACCUGACGACCCUCAAUGAGAACUUGUACAAGAUGGUCGGUGUCUUGGGCAGUAGGAUCGACACCCUCGAGCGCGGAAAUGCCACGAUCCGUUCCUACAUAAAUGAGAAUCACGGUGACGGAGGCAAGGACAAGGCGGUCGACCGAAAGAGUCUCGUCGUCAACGACAGCGCGGAAUCCCCCAGCAGUGCAGAAACUGCCAAACUGCAGAGCCCAGCACCUGCGCUCUUGCAGAACACUACUAUCAACACGGGAAAAAAGCGAAACUACAUGCUGAACAAGCGGCCUGUCCACGACCUGACCGCCAAGAUGCCUCCUGUCAUGGUCCAAUUUCCAGCAGUCCCCCUCACCGACACGGAAUUGAUAGUGUUCUUUUUCAACUCUGUUUCCCGUCCCAUAGUCGCCCUGAGACUCUCUUCCCGCAACUGGGGACCUUCAGAUGUUACUGACGUGCUCAACGAGCACCGCCAUAUCACUCCCCCCUACCUCCGGAACACUUGUUGUGCGAAGUCCAGGGCCGCUAUCCGGCGGGGCAAGGACAUGUACGGCGACGUCUGGGAGAAAGAUAACUGCGAGUACUUCGCCAGCGCGGACGACGCAGCUGCAACAGAUGCUAUUCGUCUCUCGGGUGGCGAGCUCGAUCACGAAGUUGCAUGCGACGUGGACGGCCUCCUUAUUGACCUCAAGAAGUAUCCGGAAGGACACGGCGCAGGAAUCUUCACGCAGAGCGUCAAGUGGUGCGCGGAGAGGGACGUCAACAUGAACGUCCAUCUGCUCUGCAAAGUUGCCGCCGCCAUCAAGAACGAUACCGAUCCGUACGAGGCACUGUUCCCUCAGGGACAUGCCUAG